This is a messenger RNA of Trematomus bernacchii (emerald rockcod), 1274 nucleotides long. RefSeq lists its product as uncharacterized. Bases 90 to 1052 code for a protein of 320 amino acids. The transcript has 2 exons. Lineage: Eukaryota; Metazoa; Chordata; Actinopteri; Perciformes; Nototheniidae. The record is from RefSeq and is a predicted model, not a curated record.
CAUGAAGAAGUGGAUUUUGCAUGAUAGGUGACCUUUAAGAGCAGAGAUGUUAAACACACACUGUGCUUCAUCUUCAGCUCUGAGUGGAGAUGAAGCCGGAGCACCAGGAUCUGGUCCUGCAGGCCUGCGGGGCCUCUUCCCUGUGUGUGGGGGCAAAGAUCCAGACGCUGUGGAGCGGGUACGGGGAGAUCGUGCGGCUGCAGUUGCAGGGCUCUGAUUGGCCGUCUGUGGUCCUCAAACACGUCAAGUUUCCAGAGGAGGCGGAGCAUCCCGGCGGCUGGAACACAGAUCGCUCACACACACGUAAAGUGAGAUCCUACCAGGUGGAGACUCACUGGUACCAGAACUUCUCCACCAAUCAGAGCUGCAGGACCCCCGCCUGCCUGGCUGCUCGUUCCUAUGGAGACGAGAUGCUGAUCGUGCUGGAGGACCUGGAUGUGGCCGGGUAUGAUCAGAGGAGGACCAGCGUGAAGGACAGAGAAAUAAAUGCUUGUCUCAGCUGGCUGGCCCACUUCCACACUCUCUUCCUGGGGGUGGAACCUGAGGGUCUGUGGCCCGUCGGCACAUACUGGCACCUGGAGACCCGGCCCGACGAGCUGGAGGCCAUGGGCCAUCCCGAGCUGAAAGCAGCUGCCGGGGACAUCGACAAGAUCCUCAACGAAUGUCGCUUCAAGACAAUCGUUCACGGAGACGCCAAGUUAGCCAACUUCUGUUUCUCGGAAGGUGGGCGGGACGUGGCGGCGGUAGACUUUCAGUAUGUGGGAGGAGGCUGUGGGAUGAAGGACGUUGUGUAUUUUUUAGGAAGCUGCAUGGAGGAGAAGCAGUGUGAAAAGAGGGUACCAGACCUGCUGGACUACUAUUUUAGUGAACUGAAGCAAUCUGUGAAAAAAGAUGUGGACUUUGCUGCCCUGGAGACGGAGUGGAGGGAGAUGUUUGUUUAUGCCUGGACAGAUUUUCAUCGCUUUCUGCUGGGAUGGAAGCCUGGACACUGGAAGAUCAACCACUACAGUAAACAGCUGACCAAGGAGGUGCUCCGAAAACUGAAGCUGUAACCAAAAACAUUUAGGAGAACUGGGAGUGUGGCUGGAAGGCUACCUGAAAAUCUGUAAAUGGAAAAAUGUAUUACUUAAAAAACCUGUGUAUUAAGCAUGCCUUUUGAAACACUUCUGGAUACAUUGAAGUGUGUGCAAAAUACUGUCACUUUACUAUACUGCCGUUCUUUUGACAAGGAAAACAUUGUACCAUCUCAAUAAAGGAAAACAAAAAAACAACUA